GCGCAUAGGAGCUUCAGGAACAAGGAGACACACACACUGCUAGUGUACUGGAAACUGCUGGUGCUCACUCUUACAGCGGCAAGUAGAAGUAACUUAGAGCGCCUCAUGUGUCUUAUCAUGAGAGAGCGUGUUUGAAAAAAAAGACGCGUGGACACUGGACAGUGAAAGUUGGAAUAGAAAAAAAACUUUCUGCGCCAGUCAAACAGCGAGACUUCCAGAAUUGUGAUCAUUCCCAGGUUUAUGCUCUGCUUCUUUCAAAAGGAUAGCAGUUUAAUGACGCGUCUCUGUUUCUUGUGGACUUGAAGCAGCGCGCCAAAAGGGGCUCAAAGAAAUUAGUAAAUCACAAUAUUAAGAACGUGUUGCGCAAAGUGACAGUAGUACCCAACUGGAAUUUCACGGGCAUCUGAACUUUUGGAGCAUCUCAGUCUUGUUGACCAAGUGAAGCUGCAGCAGCACCAAGAAAGAUGGAUCACUCGAAUAUAUGCAGCGCUGUUCUUUUUCCCAUUCAGAUGCUCUACAGCAUAAUUAAAGCGGGCAUGAGCCUGUUGCUACCUGCGAGACGUAGAGACUUGAGCGGGGAUGUUGUGUUGAUCACUGGCGGGGGAAGAGGCAUCGGUCGUCACCUGGCACACGAGUUUGCGAAGCAAGGGGCGAAGAAGGUGAUCCUGUGGGGCCGCACAGAGAAGUGUCUGAAGGAGACGAGUGAGGAGAUCAACCUGCUGGGCACGGAGUGCCACUACUUCAUCUGUGACGUGGGCAACCGCGAGGAGGUCUACCAGCAGGCCAAGGUCCUCCGGGAGAAGGUGGGUGAUGUCACUAUCCUGGUGAACAACGCAGCUGUGGUCCACGGCAAGAGUUUGAUGAACAGCGAUGAUGACGCUCUUCUGAAAACACAGCACAUCAACACGCUGGGCCAAUUUUGGACCACCAAGGCCUUCCUGCCCCGCAUGCUGGAGCUGUGUAACGGCCACGUGGUGUGCAUCAACUCCAUCCUGUCCGUCUCCUCCAUCCCGGGCGCCAUCGACUACUGCACCUCCAAGGCCUCCUCGCUGGCCUUCAUGGAGAGCCUGACGCUGGGCCUGCUGGACUGCCCCGGCGUGGGCUGCACCACCGUGCUGCCCUUCCACACCAACACCGAGAUGUUCCAGGGCAUGCGAGUCAGGUUUCCUCAGCUCUUCCCCCCUCUGAAGCCGGAGACGGUGGCCCAGCGAACAGUCGAGGCAGUCAGGAGCAACAAAGCCUUCGUCUACCUGCCCUGGACCAUGCAUAUACUCAUAAUCCUCAAAAACCUGUUGCCUCUGCCGGCGCUGGAGGAGAUCCAGAGGUUCGCCGGCUGCUACACCUGCAUGAAGACGUUUAAGGGCAGAACUUAAAAGAGGAGGAAGGGGAGCCCAGCCCGCCAAGCGGGGCGGGGGGUGACAAGGCAAUCAAAGGGAAUCAAGACCUCAAGUCAAGAGCGAGCAUGUGUGCACUGCGAGAAAAAAAUAAAAUAAAGAGACAAUAACAACAAACUGAGGAAGAAGAAGAAGAAGAAGAAGAGAACAUUGCGUUCACACACACUCAUGAACACACAGCCUUGUGUUACACAACCUUGUGGUUGGACCUAUACAGUACUGCAUACCACUGUGGCCAGGGCCGGAUUAAGAUGGCCUGGGCCCCCUAGGCUGCAAGUUGAUGUGGGGCCCCUCGGAAAGCAAAUUUUGUGACAAAUUUACAUGGACAGUGUCAUAAUUACAUGCUAGGAAUUAGGGACAACAUGUCUACCAACGGUACUCAACAUGACAGAUGAAUAUUUCAAUAUUACAUCUUGUCAUAAUUCUGCAAUUUCUCACUUUUGACCAAUCGGGGGCCCCAUGGCAGGUGGGGGCCCCUAGGCUGCAGCCAUAUCUAGCCUGUGCAUUAAUCCGGCCCUGACUGUGGGCAUAAGGACCUAUUAGAUCACAAAAGCCCAUUUCAGUGCAGCAGGCUUUCCGAGCGAGUGCGUACCAUAUUGUGUAACGUUAAAAAGGGUCGGUGCAUGAUCUUAGUUCCUAUCUAUCGCCAGGAAACCUUGACAUUCUAGAGUGAAUGAAUGGUACACAGUCAUGUCCUUAGUCACACAUUAUACUUGGAUGUGAAAUCCUGCGUUUGACUGGGAUGCUGUUAAAAAAGAAAAAUGUGGUUUUGUGUGGUUAUUUUUCCUUACUAAAGACAUGUUCUGUUGAAGGGGUUGGUGGCCUCAGGACAGGAGACCUUCAAGACUGGAUGGGAUGGGAUGGGGUGGCUUGAGGCACGCGUUGUAGAUUUUUAACAAAUUUUAAUCGUUUUAUAAUAAAAAUGCAUCUAUGUGUUUGCACAUGAUUGCCUACGUCUCUUUUAUCAAUAUUGGUUGUUCAUGUUGAAUAAAUACAGUAUUUGAUCCUUAAAGGUGUAGGAAAUGGUCAAAAAAGGUACUGCAACUACUAUGCUGCUCAUUGAAACUGUGUUGCCUAUUGCCAAAUUUGACCUUUUCAUGAAAGUUUACUAACUAAUAAACUAAUAUUUUCUAGUAU
Molecule: messenger RNA, 2531 nt
Organism: Engraulis encrasicolus (European anchovy)
Lineage: Eukaryota; Metazoa; Chordata; Actinopteri; Clupeiformes; Engraulidae
Gene: dhrs3a
Product: dehydrogenase/reductase (SDR family) member 3a
Exons: 6
Coding region: 465-1373 (302 amino acids)
Biological process (GO): retinoid metabolic process; regulation of retinoic acid receptor signaling pathway
Cellular component (GO): lipid droplet
Molecular function (GO): all-trans-retinol dehydrogenase (NAD+) activity
Source: RefSeq, a predicted model, not a curated record